CUUUUGACAUUUGACAUUGUCUAUUGUUGGGCAAAUUCACAAUUCUUUGAUGGAAUCCCAAUUCGACUGUCCACGCGUUCUCAAAAAGUGGUAAAUUAAAGAGCAACCACUUUUUUGGUUAAUCAGAGUAGAAAACCAACGGCGCUAUGAGUACAAUACUGGAAAAAAUUGCGGCCAUCGAAUCCGAGAUGGCACGCACCCAAAAGAACAAAGCCACAUCAGCUCAUCUGGGUCUUCUGAAAGCUAAACUGGCAAAGCUGCGUCGGGAAUUGAUCUCUCCAAAAGGCGGUGGCGGCGGUGCCGGUGGUGAAGGCUUUGAGGUUGCAAAAACUGGAGACGCACGAGUUGGAUUCGUGGGGUUCCCAUCGGUGGGAAAAUCAACUUUGCUCUCUAACUUGGCAGGUGUUUACAGUGAGGUCGCAGCCUAUGAAUUCACAACUUUGACCACGGUUCCGGGUUGUAUUAAAUAUAAGGGCGCAAAGAUUCAGCUCUUGGAUUUACCUGGAAUCAUCGAGGGUGCUAAAGAUGGCAAAGGUCGAGGUCGUCAAGUUAUCGCUGUAGCUCGAACAUGCAAUUUAAUCUUUAUGGUUUUAGAUUGUCUCAAGCCUUUAGGACAUAAAAAACUACUUGAACAUGAAUUAGAAGGUUUUGGCAUUCGCUUAAACAAAAAGCCACCAAAUAUAUACUUUAAACGCAAAGAUAAGGGAGGUGUCAAUUUCAACUGCAUGGUACCACAAUCUGAAUUAGAUGCAGAUCUCGUUAAGACAAUCCUUUCCGAAUAUAAGAUACAUAACGCUGAUAUAACGUUGCGAUAUGAUGCGACUAGCGACGAUCUAAUUGAUGUUAUCGAGGGUAAUCGUAUUUACAUACCCUGUAUUUAUCUUCUUAACAAAAUCGAUCAGAUUUCCAUCGAGGAACUGGAUGUUAUUUAUAAGAUUCCGCAUUGUGUUCCAAUAUCUGCACAUCAUCGCUGGAAUUUUGACGACUUACUGGAGAUGAUGUGGGAUUAUUUGAAACUGGUCCGCAUUUACACGAAACCGAAGGGUCAAUUGCCGGAUUACUCCUCACCCAUCGUACUACAUAAUGAACGCACAAGUAUACAGGAUUUUUGUAAUAAGCUGCAUCGAACAAUAGCUAAAGAAUUUAAAUAUGCUUUGGUGUGGGGCUCUUCCGUUAAGCAUCAACCGCAAAAAGUGGGUAUCGACCAUAUCCUCAACGAUGAAGACGUCGUGCAAAUUGUAAAGAAGAUAUAAAUUGGUUUACUUACACUUACUUUAAUAAAGUUGAUAUUUUUGGCUUUAAAGACACUAAAAAAAUAAAUAAAAAAUAAAA
Rhagoletis zephyria (snowberry fruit fly) is the source of this 1332-nucleotide messenger RNA. It is a transcript of the gene 128up, whose product is annotated as GTP-binding protein 128up. Gene Ontology annotation, molecular function: GTPase activity; GTP binding. Lineage: Eukaryota; Metazoa; Arthropoda; Insecta; Diptera; Tephritidae. The record is from RefSeq and is a predicted model, not a curated record.